Molecule: messenger RNA, 5128 nt
Organism: Exophiala oligosperma
Lineage: Eukaryota; Fungi; Ascomycota; Eurotiomycetes; Chaetothyriales; Herpotrichiellaceae
Exons: 1
Coding region: 591-4904 (1437 amino acids)
Biological process (GO): positive regulation of GTPase activity; regulation of small GTPase mediated signal transduction; negative regulation of TOR signaling
Cellular component (GO): nucleus; cytoplasm; TSC1-TSC2 complex
Molecular function (GO): GTPase activator activity
Source: RefSeq, a predicted model, not a curated record
GAACCAGCGAUAACGAUAUUUGCCUCAUUCACUUUUUCAUCCCCUGCUUUAGCGAUUACAGAAAAUUCUCUCGGUGUUAUGCAGCCUUCAUCAGAUGCAGGUCGAUUCUAGAUCCUCCCUGCACCCAAAAGUGCCAGAUUUCCUUAGGCAGAAUUGACUUCCACGGCGGAGAUUUGCUCGAGGCUCCGAUUUCCGUUUCUUGACGCUGGGACUUUCAUCCUAUCAAGGGUUUCAUACCACGGAUUCAAGGGAAAUCUCUGAUUCUGGUUUAAACCCGGCUGUGACGUUUCUUUUGCGGCGGGUUCCUGCUCAAGCUGCCUUUCACUGUCAAACUCAACUCUCGGUAAGAACUACACUAUCACAGUUUUACUGUCCUGGGCAAACGUUGUCCACUCCCUCACACCACACAAGCAUCCUACACAAUUUGGUGCCUUUGGGUCUUCACAAACCAUGCCUCCACGGUAAUUGUUACCGAGUCGGCCAUCUGUCGCAUACAUCACCCUUGUCUGGCAUCGUUGUACGCUUUUAUCUUAGCCGUCAACCGCGCUGGUGAUGAUUCUUUCGCCUAGUGGGCAUGCUCACGAUACACAAUGUCUCACAUGCUGAUUACUGGACGUCCAGAAAGACGGUCACAUCGUAUGUCGACUGGAAAUGACCCGGCAAGAGAAAGGUCUGCCACUGGGGCCGGCGACAAGGACUCGAGAAGGAGGUCCGUAUGGAAUGUGCCGGUAUUGACGCCCAAAUUUCAUACAGACGACGCUAUACCCCAAGACCGACAUGCCGAGAAAGUCGCCCCAGCUGAGACUCCUAUCAUUCCUGAAGAUGUGCUUGAUAAUGGGCUCGAACUGGUUGACUCGCCGGACGAAGCACGGGCCUGGCUGCUUGGGUUCGGCGAUUUGAAGCCCGGGACAGACGUUUCAUUGAAAUUUCUCAAUCUUCGAUGUGGUUCACGAUCAUUAUUGUCGUUGUUGACUCAGUGGCUACCGGUGUGGGCUGGUAAAGCCGACAAAGCCAAAAAGGACAACAAGGCUUCGAGAUCAGCACCGUUGAAAGAGAUCAAGAAUCUUGAAUGGCUUCUGCAGUACAUCCACGAUUACCUUAACAUCGGUCACAUUGAUUUUGACUCACUGGAACUUACACAGACUGUUGAAACAGUCACCACGUUUUGCUUGAACGCGAACAGAUACCCGGACAUCAAUAGUGGCAUCAAUAUCCUGUACGCCAUAGCAUCCAAUUUCGAUUUUCCAAAGUCCGGCCUUGAACAAACUCUGGUGGUUCUGUGCGCUUCGAUCGCAAAUCUCCAAGAAACGCCUGACCACUUAUUCGAUUGCACUAAACUUCUUGCACAGAGCGACUUGAGUAAUGAGGUGAUCAUAAUUCUCUAUUCCUUCAUUCGGGUGCCCACGCUCGAGAACAACAGCAAAAACUUGUCACAUGCCCGAGGAUCGACUCACCUUCUCCGCAAUCUAAUAGACGAGCGAUCAAAAGAAGGACAGUAUGUUGUCGACUUACAGGGUUUUAUCAGGGAGCUUCACAUCGCGGCAUCUGAAGGUAUUUUCCGAUUCAGCCACGACAUACUAGCCUCUGUCCAUGCUAUUCUUUCCUCCCCGAGAUUACCAGAGAUCCAAGCCCUGGAUUUUGGCAAGGUCCUGGAAAUCAUAUUAUUGUGCUUGGAGAUGUCUCCAUCAAAGCCUUUGAACACCACGCAGAAUCUGCUUACACCUGUGAUAAGUCCGGAUGAGGACAAAACACGGGUAUACGAAAGGCAUUACCGGGAUAGAGAGACGAUGACAAAGAAACUUGCCGAUGAUUUCCAGUUACUCUGGAAACACCUUUCUCCCGUCAACCAGGACACCAUCCACGAAUUUUUCCUGGAUUAUCCCCGCUUCGCUGACACCGAGCAGAUACAACGUGCUCUGGCUUUUGCCGAAACUAAAUACCUGAAUUCAGGAGACCGAGAGGAGAAGAACCAGUACAUUCGAGAUCUCCAUGAGCGCACAGUGCAGAACCAACAGCUAGCCGCAGCAUCUCGCAUCAAUGCAAUACAAGUCCUAGUUCGAGCUUGUAACGUCCAUUCUACUAGCCCGACUUCCGAUGAACAAUUUGAUGAUUUAUAUGCAUGGAUGCUUGAUGAACUCCUAUCUCAGGUCACUAUCGAGCAGGAUGGACAAGUCCUUACCGAAUUUUUGUUGGCUUUGCAGGAGAUGGUGUCCAACUACGAAGAGGCAGCCAAACACACAAAGUCAAUCAGACACAUGACCAAGACCUUGAGGGACCUUGUCCUCCUACACUCCGCGAGAGCCUUUUUCACCGAUACGCUUGCAGCUGAAGCUACCAAAAUCCUUGUGACAGUAUUCUGCUACGGCAUUCAUGUUGACCCCACGGCUGCUGUGGAAGGGUUUGAUACGCUCCAGAGCCUUGCAAGUUCAUCCUGUCGCUUCCGAUCCGCGCGACUUGUCGCCAAACGGCUCCUUUUCCGUGUGAGGGCUGAUGACGCGGGCUUCAUCUAUAUCAUUAGUGAGAGUGAAAGCCAGCACAUCGCAAGCGCUCUUCUUCGCACGCGAGAAUCAGCAGAUACCUUUCAAUUCGAAGCACCAACCGCACAACGACAUUCAGCAAGCAGCACUAGCAUGUCAACGAAAUCAGACGUUCAUGAACCAAUGUGGAUGUAUCCCGAGUCUGAGGAUGUGACAUUUCUAUUCAGUAACCGUCCGUCAACAUAUCUCAACGUUGAUGUUUCUGCACAUCCUGAAAGUCAAACGGAACUUGACAUGGAUACUUGGUUGAUGAACAUCAUCAGAUGUCUUCAGGCAGAUACAGAUUGGGAAACUUAUAGUUAUACCAUUGUCCACGUGGCAGCACAAUUGAGCAAUAUAGCCCUCUUCCUGAAUUCCAUGGAGGCUGUCGUGAAGUUCCGACAGGUGUUGUGUGAGCAAAUUGUCAACAACACCUUUCGUGAGGCUCCUCCUUCAACUGGGCUCAAGAAGUCAGAUGUUGCGUUGUGCAUGUUCAACAUCCUGAUACCCCUGAUUGCAUACGCGACGAUGAAGCACGAAACGGUGCAAAAAGGAUUUGGUGAUGACCUUGUGAGAGCAUUUCUCACCGGUAUUUCCGGGGCCUGGGAAGGUACAUCAAGGCCAUGCAUACAUGCUUUGUCGAUCUGCAGCCUUGAGAUACCGUCGUCUGUUGCUUCGCUAUACCCUACAAUCAUCGACAAGAUGUCCAAGAACAUGACGCAGGCGCAUCUCACCGCGCAUAUCCUCGAGUUCUUGAUCCACAUGGCAUUAUUGCCGGAAAUGCACUCAAAUCUCAAUGCGGACGAGAUACAGAUGAUCUUGGGCAUGUGUAUUCAGUUUUUGGAGAAGACGCGAGAACAACAUCAGGCGUCGAUUUCAUCGCCCACAGGACGGUUGAGCUUGCAAUCGAGGCAUAGUGGCUUGAACUUUCGCCGACCACCAUACCGGGCGUCAAUGUUGACAGAUAUUGGUCUGCCCCAGUACGCUGCUGCGUUAGCCUAUCAUGUUAUCAUUUUCUGGUUUCUCUCCCUCCGUCUGGAGUCUAGGGCUAAAUAUGUCUCGUGGAUUGUUACAAGACUCAUUUGGAAGAACCCUCAAGGACUAGAAAUGAUUGAUGAGCAGAGUCAAGUCCUAAUUGACAUGAUGCAGCGGACUGCGUUUUCUGAUUUGGGAGAAACAGCACCACAAGCAGAUUUUGCAGGACAGGACGACGGACCCAUUUCUUCAGCAUCUUGGAUUGCAGGUCUCAGUGUGAUUACUGCCCAAACCGCUGGCCAUACUGGCAAGACCCAGAUCAUCAAACGACAGGCUUCAGGUACGACAUAUGCUCGCUAUCAACAAUUGACCAGCGAGCUGCCGUCCCACCACACGCCUAGCCAUACAGAGAUCCGACAUCAUGAGGCUACCACCGAAAUGCUACCUUCACAUAUUAUCCUUCAAAUGGUGGCAAGUGCAGCCACAACGAAAGUUGCCGACCAGCCAGUGCUUCUACCGGACGAGGAUUAUGUUCGAAGAGCACUUGAUUCAUUCGAUCGCAUACCGACUGUAUCGAGUCACAAGAUCGGCGUUCUCUAUAUUGGGAAAGAUCAGUCUGCCGAGUCUGACUAUCUCGCAAAUACGAGUGGCUCUCAAGAUUACGAGCGAUUCCUCAGUGAGCUUGGUUCCGUCGUUUCUCUGCAGCCGCCUCUCCGCUACAACCCGCAAGGAUUGGAAUUCCCGAGAGACGGAGAAAAUACCAUGGCCUGGCGCAAUCGUGUGGACGAGAUUGUCUACCAUGUUCCGACUAUGAUGCCGACCGAUCUAGAAGAGGACCCUCAGUGCAUCAACAAGAAGGCACAUGUUGGGAAUUGCCAUGUGAAUGUUGUUUUCAAUCGUUCCGGACUUCCUUGGGGUUUUGAGAAUUUUCAAUCUCAGUUGAACUACAUCAACAUUGUAAUUCGACCUGCUUGCCGUGGUCGUCAGGCUUUGGAUCCAAACUUCAUGCCUGGGUUCUACUGGGUUCAGGUUGUCACCAGAGACGAUUUGCCCAACAUCUCACCGGUGGCAGACACCAAAAUCAUUUCAGCCGCUCAGCUGGCGCCUUUUGUCAGGGCUUUGGCAUUGAACGCAAGCAUGUUUUCUCAGUGUUGGAAUACGAAAGACAGUGAUUCUGAAUUUCCAAGCGGUUGGCGAGCUCGACUCCAACAGAUCAAGAGAUUGAAGGAAAGAGUGUUGAGCAAAAUGGCUGAAAAGCAAGGACUGACGGCCACAUCGUCGGGCACCGUGAACAAUGUUGUUACGGGUGGUCAAGGCGGCAGGAGGACCCCUGUCCCCAGAGAUGAAGCGGGUGGUUCACGCAAAGACGUGACUUUGGCAUCUCAGCUAGAUUUCAGCUCAUGGACGGUGUGAAGGGAGGUGGGUUGGUUUUCACAACAACUGGGAGUAUGGCGAGAAUCAUGGGUUAAGAUAACAGGUCAAUGACAUAGCACGGCGUUGGAAGGAUCAGGAAUCGGAUGGGAAAAGUACUGUUCAUUAGGGAGGCAUUUUUGUUCUAGUAGUCUAGUAUUCUACUCUUCACUCGUGCUGCCAUUGUACAAUGGCUCGAGUCAUGUAUAGCAAAAGUCUGAUUACGA